UGGUGGCAUUUUCACUUUAGUAGGAUUUUAGAGUUAAAAGUUCAAGAUUUCAUGUAUGCAUUUGGCAUCACUGUGUAAUAGUACCUUUUUGAGAAGUACCUGUCUUAGAUUUCUAAACCUUCAGUUCAACAUGAAUGCCUCACUGCCUGACAAAAAAGGGAUAUAUGAUAUGACACACCUAUGUAGCCAGAUUUAGUAACACUACAACUGAAUUUGUAUGCACAUGAAAUAUUGUGAAAAUGCUACUUUAUCUGAAAAUUUAAUACAUGACAUUUCAAGUCCGGAAGAAUAUUCUUUAGAAGUAAAAUUUUGUUCAGGAAGCUAAAUUGAUAGAAAUUGCAGAUUUCUACAUAAACAUUAAUGGCCAUCCUUGAUUUUAUGCUCUUUUUGGAAGUUCUAAUCACUAACUGUAACAUAUAGAUCAGGCAGAUUCUAGAUCCUGCUUGAUUGUAAUACUGCAUUAAGAAAUAUAAGUGAUCUUGCUUAAUUGCGUCACAUGAUUGUACAUUGGAGUCGUAAGUUGGUCAUGACGAAUUGACUAUUGCUGAUUGUCCAGGAUCUAACUGAUAUAAUGGAUUCCCCCUCUCAUGCUUUCAGAUGUCAUUGAGCUGAAUCUAAUCUCUUUGUGGUACAAAUGUUACAACCACUAUACAUAAUACUUCUGACUCUUUCCCCCCUUUAUAUUUAGCAACUUAUCCAACUCUUUUUUGUCACAAGACUUCAUUGUGUUAUAAUUUGGAACUGAAAUACUUCAACUGCUCAAAGUCUUUCUGCAUAUAUAAUGUUAUAAAAGGAGUUUGUUACCCCAGGAUAAUUGUUCUACUAGCAUAAAAAAGAGAGGGAGAGAGAGAUAAAUUCUUUGAAUCAAGUACCUUCUCAAAUUUCACAAUGUGUUUAUCACACAUGCCAAAAAGAAGUAUCUUGAAAUUUACAGUAUGAAAUUUUGUCAAGUCUGAUCCGCUAGUCCUGAACAUUUUUUGGUGUUGACGAGAAGGAAACACUUAUGUUUCCAUGGGUGCAGUUUCUAUCCAAUGAAAGUUGAUGCUCUUAACAGGAAACCUUUGCAACCAGUUAUAGAAGAAUGUAAAUUCUUCUUCCAUACUUAGUACAAGUACUAAGCAUGUGCUUUCUUUAGAUCUGUAGGCUUUCAGAUAACGGGUCCUUGUAUACCAGACUUCUAAUCCUUCCUGCUAAACAGCAGAGUUUUAGUUAGUCAGUGAAAGGAACUUUUGCAUAACACUGGACAAAAUAAGGAUAUGUCACUCAAUGGAUUACACAAGCGCAACAGGACCUCUUGAAUCAUGUUGGACAAGGGCCGUAAGUCUGGCGAAAAGGUCACCACUGAUGACAGAAAACUAAAGGCUUGUGGGAGGAACCGAUUCUGUAAACAGUGCAAGUUCACCUGUACCGACCCCAAGGACUUUCUCACCCACCAAAAAUACGCACAUUCCCAGGAAAAAGAUCCUGAUAUACUUAACUCCAUAAGUAAGAGGCGAAAAAGUUCUAGCAGCAACCAUUGUACUAGUCAGGGCUCACUCGUGAAAAAAACUGUGACCCGAUCAAGUGUAUCUCAUGACAGUGACGAGAAGCUUAACUUUGUUAAUGGUAGAAAGUCAGACUCAAAUACAUUCCAACCCACAGAAGACACACUAACACUUGUAAACAGUGAAGUUAAUAAUUCUUCAUCAGAAGACGAGGCAGUAGACUCUAUGAACAAAGAAAAUCAGUUAGUUGACAACAAUAAAAGAAACUCAUUUGAUGACUUUGAGAAAAUAGAUAAAGAGAAUAUGGACUCUGCAGAAAUGGAGCAUGCCAGUAACUUUGGCAGCGAGCAUGAGGAACAAGAUGAAGAAGGGAAGCUGAUCAUCGCUGAAGAUGACCAUCUGUCCAGUAAAACACCCACACGCAGUGGAAAUAUUCAGAAUCGCACUUACGUCUGCAACCAGUGUGAAUUCAGCUCAACAAGUGCAAAAACAUUCCUUCAUCAUCAGAAAGAUGAACACCAGCCAGACAUAAUCAUUUAUGAGUGUGACAUUUGUGAAUAUGCAACAAAAUACAAACAGAAGUUACCUCGCCACCGAAAACUUCACUUCACUGGCAAAGAAAACAGCAGUUUGCUAGGUGGCUAUGACUUGGAAAGUAGCUUGAAUGAGAGCAAAGACAGAAGUGGAAGCUUUAAUGAAUCAAUGAAAAUGGACGAAAACAAUCCAAAUUUUGUCCGCAAUGUUGUCGAUGAUGAUGAAGAUGAUGAUGAGGAAGAGGAGGAAGAAGAAACUCUACCUCAGAGCGAAGCCCCAGAGAUUGUUAGCAUGCCUGAUGGUACACCUCAUGUUGAAAAGAAAAAACGCAAAACCAGACAGGAAGUGGACCCUGGGAAAUACUUCGAAGUUCAGGAUGACACUGGAAUCAAAUAUGCUUGCUCCAAAUGUGGAAAUGUUUACAAAUGGAGAAAAUCACUGAACAAACAUUGGAAAGAAAAACAUUUUGGUGACAUUCCAGAUUCCAGUGUUCCUCCACCAGGACUUGCCAAACUCAAUAGCCUGAAUCAUGUGCAAUAUACCUAUAGAUUCCCUACUCCUAAGGGAAUGGACCGCAUGUCACCCUCAUCAUCCCAGAGAGGAGAAAGAUCAAGGUCGGAAACUCCGGUCAGUAUGGUGGAACGCUACCAACCUGGAGCAGAACUCCUUGAAAAUAGCAACAUGUCAUCUGUUGUCAUGCCCCGCUUCAUUGGACCAUUCAUUACCGACUCGCUAGCAGGAGAUGACCACUCUCAAAGCAAAAGAAAAUCUGAGGCACUCUUUCCAAGGAUGAUGGAUUCUAGUCGUGAACAACCUAUAGACUUUUCCGUCAAAAAGGAAAAUGAAUACAGUCCUUACCUGAAAGGCUCUAGAUCGUCUCCUUCCUUCAACAAUGACCAAGCUUGGUCUGAACAAACCUCCAGUCUGGAUCUCAGUGGGAACAAGAAGGAAGAAAGUCCUAUACUUCAGUGCAAUAGAUGUUCCUUUGUAGCUAAAACUUUAGUUGACUACAGUUCUCAUAUGACUUUACAUUUGAACAAACGGGCUUUCAAGUGUGCAGAAUGUCAAGAACAUUUCAAUAAUGUAGAAGAUUUGAACAAACACUUUGGAGAAAACCACUCAGAAAAAAUCCAUGAGCACAAGGAGGCUAUCCAGAAGAUCCCCCAUGGAUUGCAGCAAACAUAUCACCUCCUGAAAAUGCCUCUCAAUGCCAUUGGUUCUAUUGCUGUGUCUGAAGCCUCUACCUCGGGACCUAGUGAACCCAAGUACCUGAAAUGCAGCAUGUGUUCCUUUGUUGCAAAGUGGCCGGCUGAACUCCAGAAGCAUGCAGUCUCCCACUCUGAAGAGCGACCGUUUGUCUGUAUGGUCUGCGGAUCCACCUACAAAUGGAAGUGGGACUUGGUCAAACACUUUGAAAAAAGCCAUAACUCCCUAACCAACCCAUACAAACGCAGAGAGCAAGGGUCCCCAGCUCCUUUGAACAUGAAACCUGAACAGAGUUCUGGCAUGAAAUCCCCACCAGUUCUGUCCCCAGUGCCAGGUUUCCAUGGGGACCGGCCCAUGUAUCCAAUGACCAGUACGGCGGCAGCUCUUAUAGACACAGACACAUUCCAUAAAAGAAGUUUAGACAGCAUGUCCUAUGAAGAGCCCUUCCGUAAAAAGAGACGCCUCUCUGACACAGACAUGCCGAAUCUGAUGGACCAAUCGCAGAGUGACUCCCAGGAAUACAUCACAGCAGGGUCUCUCGGCUAUGAACAAGAUGAUUCUAGAGCCAAUGAAUCGGCAAGUAAUGACUCCCAAAACAGCUUCAGAAUGUCUGGUGCAUCUGCUCUACGUGACAUGGAAAACCUCAUUCCUCCAGAGGAUGAGAAAGGAAACGAUCCCAAUGAAAUGUUUGGUACCUGUGCCAUCAAUCCUCAGACUCAGAUGGCCGUCAUCAAUGCAGUCAAAAAGCGAAUGGAUAACGGGAAACCAGGCAGUGUCUCCUCCAAGUCCAGAACAAAUGACAAAGACAAAAACUCUGACAUACUUUUGCCAUACAAAUGUCAGAUAUGCGAGUACAGAGCUAGAUGGCCAUCUGAAAUCACCCAGCAUAUGAAGAACCACUCUGAUGAGAAGCCUUAUCACUGCCCAAGAUGUAGCUACAAGAGCAAGUGGAAGUGGGAUGUAGUUAAACAUUUGAAGCGCUGUGGAGGAGGUACCAUUAGAGACGUCAUUGACACCAAUAAGAUCAAGAAGCACUCAGCUCCACCCAAUGUGACAGUCAUGCCACAGGGUUCAUUCCAGAGGCCGGGCCUGACUUCACAGGCCAACUCUUCUCAGAGGAAUGCUGAAAGUCGCUUUUCCAUCUCCUCAGUUGCCGAGGCUCUUGCAAGCAACAACAGUGCAAUCAUGUCUAUGGCCGAUAUGAACAAGGCUAAUUAUGAAGACUAUGAAAAAAUUAUGAGUCUAUCCAGUAGCCAGCAACCAAUAUUUAAAAGCAUCAUCAACCAGGGGGUUUACCAUUGCUUUGAGUGUCCAUUUGUUGCUCAAAGUCCAGCCGAAUUAAAGCGCCAUGCAGUUCUCCACUCAGAAAACAAACCCUUCAGCUGUACCAUCUGUGGCUAUAGCUCUCGAUGGAAGUGCGACCUCAAGAAACAUAUUCGAACCUACGGGCAUUAUGACCAGUCUUUGUAUUCCAAGUCUUCUCAACAAAGCCCAUCAGACAAAUUCCAGUACCAGAUAGCGCAGAGAGACAUCUACCAAGAUGACCAAGACUCGGAGGAUCGAACCCUGUACAAAUGCAAUAAAUGUGUAUAUUCUACCUUUAAGAAAUACUCAUUUGAAAUUCAUAUGAAAAUCCAUGGAGACAUAAAAAAAGAAGAUGGUUCUUCGGGUAAAUACAACUGUAAACAAUGCGACUUCCAGGGGGCUGACUUGAUUUCCCUACUUCAGCAUAAGAAGACUCAUACUGGAAAACCUACAUCCAACAUUUCAGCCAUGGAACAAUCUAAUGAACAGGUGUCCAACAGAACCUUGCAGAAGCACAGAAGGAAACCUGUUCAGCAGUUCCGUUGUCCAAAAUGCCCCUACACCUGCUUCAAGCGCUCUGGCCUAACCAUGCAUGAAGCCAUGCAUCAACCUCGCGGGGAGGAUGCCCUGAAAUGUUACUACUGUGACUACAACGUUUUCAGCAAAGGGCUUCUUGUACAGCACAUGAGGCUUCAUCCCGAAUUUGAUCCAAAUGAAUGCAGUGAAUUUGCUGAAAUUUUAGAAAAUAACGACUUUGACAAUAUGGACACGGAAGAAGACGAGUAUCUACGAAACAUGAAUGAUGAAGAUCUGGAUGACUAUAGCAUGAUGGAUGAGGACUCGCGCCAAAGUCCUAAUGACCUGAACAGCUCAGGGUCAAGCUUCAAAGCAAAAGAAAGUGGAGCAUUAGACCUCUCCAGUUCCAGCUUUACUUCCAUUGCUAACGAUUCUAAGAAAGCUAGCAUGUUUGAACAACCAGAUAGUCCAGCUUCUCAAAUGCAGUUCCCUUGUGAGUGGUGUUCAUCAAGGUUCCCAAACCUAACCACCCUUUAUCAUCACGCAAGCACACGGCAUCCAAUGGAACUACGCCUUCAAGAAUUGGGAGAGUCACCAAGCAUGGCCCUGCCCACAAGAAUGAAUGAUCCAUAUUUAGAGCGCCAGAAACGUCUACAACAAAAACAAGAGCUUCAAAACCAAGAAUUGGAGCAACACAAGAUGCAGCUAGAGCAACACUUCCAGACACCCAUGAUGAAAAAUGCAAUGAAUCAGUCCAGAUACCGGCCUAUUGAGCCCAAACUUCCAUUUUCACUCUCAGAGAACACAUCACCAAAUCCAGUAUACAGUUCUCCUUCAACUAGCAGUCCAAGCACCAGCACCUUCUCUAAAAUUUCACAAGAUGCAAACAAUAACAAGUCAGGCAUUCCAAUUUCACAGUCCUCCACUCUGGUUGCUCAGGCUUUGCUUGCAAAGGCCAAGAAAUCGACUAGUCCAAACAAGAGAGGAAGAUCAUUCCAGUGCACCAAGUGUUCCUUCACCGCUCCAAAUGCAGUCACCUACCUACGACACAUUGAGAGACAUGGCAGCAACUGCAGACACACCUGUCGUUUCUGUGACUACAGCAUUGAUCGUCUCAACCUCCUCUAUCAGCACAUGAAAGGCACCCAUGGAGAUCUCUGGAGGGGAACUCCUGAGGAAAAAAUCAACCUGACAUCUAGCUCUGGGGGUAAAGGCUAUUCCGAUGAAAUGAGAUCAACUGACAUGAACUCUGACAGCAUGAACAACAGCCUGGAUGGUUCCUUUACAGGCUCAUCUACUGAGAGCUCUGAGAUCAGCGACGAAGCUUUCAACUUCUCCAUGAAUGAAAUCAGAGUCUACCAUACAAUGGCUGCCAAAGGACAAAACCCAGUUCUGACAGUUAAAGAAGAAACCACUUGGUAUGGUAUACCUAUUCAAGUCUGCUCCAUCAAUGGAAGGAAGAGCUACAAAUGUCCUAAAUGCAUGUAUGUUAACAGCAAUCCCAGUAACACUGUUAAUCAUGUCAAGUUUCACGGAAGCAACAAAAGGCUUUCCUGUGAUAAAUGCGACAUUGGUGUGGACAAUAUGCGACAGCUAGAAAUCCAUUACGAAUGUCUCCACCCAAAGAACCCAAUCUUCAUUGAGCGCUCACCAAGCAGGAUUCCAUUUGUAAGUGAAGCCAACAACUCAGUGGAGGAGAACAACAACUUCCUCACCUGGAGCAAACUCAGUCAGAAAACCUCCAACCUGAUCCUGCCAACCUGCACCAAAUGUCCUUACAAAUGCAGAACAGUGGAGAUGCUUCAGUACCACUUGACUCUUCAUAACCUGAGCCGAGAGUUCAAGUGCAACUACUGUGAAUUCAGUGUUGACUCGCAGAACCUGUUGCUAAAGCACUUGGGUGUUCACAGAGAGCCUUAUGAACCAGACCUGAGUAAGAAUGAGGAGGAGGAAAUCAAGGCAGCUAACCUUGGACCAACUAGUCAGAACCAAUUUCUGAGCAAGAUUGAUUUAAUGCCCAGCAGCUCCCAAAAGGAGAUAAAGGAGAUUGAAAAUAAACUCACACCACAGACCCUCAAGACUGUGCUGAAUAAUCUGAAAAACAGCACUGGGAGACUGAGAUACAGAUGUGCUAGGUGUCCAUACUUCUCUUUCUGCAAGAACAAUAUCAGUAAGCACCAUAAACAACACAUCAUUAAAAGCAAAUUCAAAUGUCAGUACUGUGACUACAGUGCAACUAGAAACUUCUUGAGGCUGCAGCACAUGAAGUUCCAUGAUAACAGUGACCUUUCUGAUGCUAAAUCUGCUGACUACCAAGACAUCAUCUUGGAUCCUUAUGAUGAAGACGGUCUGAAAGUACUAAGCAGCAUCCAGACACCUGAGUCAACCACAUCCACAAACAGCGAAGACAAUAUCAAGGACUUCUCUGAUGAAAACAAUGAAUAUACAGAGGAAACGGAUGCAAUGAUGGAAGGAGGAGAGGACUUUGAUGAAGAAGAAAUGGCUGCUCUAGAGCAGGCUGAAUUUGAAGGUCUUGAGGAAAAGAAGACCUCUGAUGUUGAGAUGGAGAUACAAGACUCAGAUGACAGCUUGUCCGAGAUGGAUCCUUCAGCCCUUCAGCAGCAGAUGUCCAUGAAUUUGUCUGGGUCCAUGGCAAGUGAGGAAAAGAUUCGGUACACCUGCUCUCAGUGCCCUUACAAAUGCAAUGCUCUCAGGAGCUUUAAAUGCCACAUCCAUAUGCAUGGCUUGAAUAAGAAGUAUAUCUGUGACUACUGCAACUGGAGUGCUGAUCGACUUAACCUUCUGUAUCAGCAUCGCAAAGUUCACCUCAAGGAGCCCAACUUCAACCCAUCUCCUGAAGACAUUGUCUUCCUAAACCGAAACUUUGCUCUGGAAAAUGAUGUCAAAAGUUUGAUGUCCCCUGAAGACAUAUCCAUCGACAAGCAGAAAAAGAACUCCAGCCCUGUAGAUGAGAGAGCAUUACAGAGAAUGUCUGACCGCCAGUUUGCUGGAAAGAAGAUAUACGGCUGCAAGCUAUGUCCUUUCUCUUGUAACAACAAAAACAGCUUUGCUUACCACAAGAAUCUUCACAAGAUUGAUGCCAGAUACACCUGUAACCAGUGUUCCUACAGCAUUGACCGCUGGAAUCUUCUGGCCCAGCACAUGAAACUGCAUAAAAUAAGCAACAUGCAAAGCCAGGACAGGAGCAAUACAGAUGAGAUGAAUGCUUCCAGUCCUGAAGUCGAGCCUCAGUUAUACUUCAAUGCUGGAGACAGCCUCAAUGGCAGCGAGGUGGAAAGUGAAGAAGAGAAGGCUCAAGACUGGAAGUGCAGCAGAUGCCCUUACAGUGCCACCUCACCAGAGAAGCUGAAGGAGCACUCCCAGCAGCAUCACAAACACAGCAAACACAGUUGUCCAUACUGUGACUUCAGCGACUCGGAGGAAGGCAACAUGCUCGAGCAUGUGCAGCUUCACUUCCCCAGCACCAAGCUCGACACCGAGGCUGUCCAGGCCAUGUUGGCCAAACAGGGGGGCAAGCUACCUCACUCCCCCGAAGUUCCAGUGGUCAAGUCCUUCAGGAGGGACACAAAGAAGUCUGAGUCUGACUCUGUGGAGAGAGAACCGUCCAACGAGGCCCCGAAAUCCAGGACCAAGGUCUACGUUUGUCCGUACUGUGAACGUGAAUUUGACAAUAAAGAUCUCAUGCUUAAGCAUGAGAGACAGCAUCUAAUUGGGUCCAAGUAUUAACAAUGUACGUUGAUAGAAAAUUGUGUUUAUCAAGAAAGAUUAACUUGCCUUAAUAUUGAGAGGUGCUUUACAAUUGUGCAAUUAAUCAUACUCAUAUUGGAGUGCUUUUUUAUCAGGGGUUUAUUAGAUUUUCUUAACAAAUAGGAUGGUGUAUAAAUCCUUUUUUUCCAAUUUAUUUAUUGUAUUCAACAAAAAUGAUGAUCACUUACUUAUUAUGCAAUUAUCGAUGUAUAGCAACUUGGAUCAAGUGGUCUAUUAUCAUCAAGUACUUGUGAGUACGUGUUUCAUGAGAUGUGUUUCUCGAUCAGGAAGUUUUAUAUAUAUAUAUAUUGUGCUAGAGGUAGUUGUGUAACAUUUACGUUGCCACAGGUUCAAAAUUAAGACCCAGUCUUUCACGAUUGUGUUCAGAUAAAACGUGUGUUAAGACUAGUGACAUAGUGUCACUUGGUAUUUUUAUGAUACGAUGCUCUGGUCCAAGUGUUUUUGACUUUUAUGUUAAAAAUGUGUGUGCCUUUAUUAUUAAUUCAUGUCAAAAGUGCAAUGUUUAUGUUUUUCAAGUUUGUGGCCUAAUACAGCCUCUUAGGAAAUCCCAAAAGUAUGAGAAAACCACGGCAUCAAAGUGUUUGCCAUUUUUUUCAUGAAAUAUUUGUACAUACUGUUUAAUUUGAUAUUUGUAUUCACUAUAUAUUAAAUUUCGUUUUCUGCAGACAGCAGAUUAUUUUUUGUGUACAUCCAAUUUUUUUUAAAACUACAUUCCAAUACAGCAAAUAUGCGCAGUUUUGUGAAAUAAUCAUGUGAUUAUGUCUGGGUGUUUUUGUGUUUUUCUAAAUAUAUAUAUCAUUGAUAAUAGUACUAUUUAUGCAGGUAUUAUAAUAUAUGAUUGUUCCAAAUACACAGCUGACGUCACGUUUGAGUGUUUACGGAGACUCGAAGACGACCAAAGGUUUCUUUGAUGUUUCUGGAAUUGUCUUCAACAUUAAUGUCCAAAUUCAUCACUAUGCAAAUUUCUACGAUUUAAUGAGAAUUUUGGUGUCUUCCAUGUCGCAAUCAAUCUAGACAUCUUUGUUAUUCAAAUGAUAAUUUUUUUUUUCAUUUUUUGGUGGAAUUGUGUCUUUUUUUGUCUUCCAAGAAUAUUGUGGUUCAAGGGGAACAACUCUAUUUUAUUACCAAUUUUACAUACAAAUGUGCCUUAUAUUAUCAAUGGUUUAAGUCCAGUUGUCAUAGAAACAUUUUAUUCUUGUGUUUCUCCAGAUGGUAGAAAUUGGCUUUCUGCUAGAUUGCCACUCAUUUUCACAAUGGCUUCCAAGUGUACAUUCUUGUUGCUUUUUUGUUUCAUUUUUUUUUAACCUGUAUCUUAGACUCCCAAGUUUUGUUAUUUUUUUUUUUUUUUGUGUACAGAAAUACUGGGUUUAUUACGAUACGGAAAUACGUGGAAAGAGACAAGUGACAUGAAGACAAAAUCUCCGUUUCAUUAUCAUACAUGCAUUUAUAAAUUAAAUAAUGUCCAACGACAUGCUAAUUUCAGUGACAAGAGUUUGACAGUAAUGAUGAGGUCGAUAAGGCGCAGUCAAUUUGAGUUAAUUACUGAAUUCUCCGGUCUUUGUCUCUUUCUGCGUCGUCCCAGUAUGUGAUGACCCUAACUUCUGUACGACUGGUCACUGAUUCCUGGUGCUAUAUUCAGUGUACGGAUGUAUUCAUACUCCCUGCAUUUUUACAAACCUAUUACAACAAAAUUUUAUCCAAGUUUGUCCCGUUCAUAUUUUAGUUUAUAUCAUAGUUAAUCAUGUCAAAUCAUGUUUAUUCCAAUGAUUUCUUUUGUUUUGUCAGUUCAAUGAAAUCAUCAACUCAAGAAUGCAAAUUAGAACAAAUCUAUGCUAAAGAAUAUAACAAACCUUUUUUUUUU
This is a messenger RNA of Magallana angulata, 10695 nucleotides long. RefSeq lists its product as uncharacterized. The record is from RefSeq and is a predicted model, not a curated record. The coding region runs from base 1302 to 8792 and encodes 2496 amino acids. Gene Ontology annotation, molecular function: RNA polymerase II transcription regulatory region sequence-specific DNA binding; DNA-binding transcription factor activity, RNA polymerase II-specific. Gene Ontology annotation, biological process: regulation of transcription by RNA polymerase II. The transcript is spliced from 2 exons. NCBI's taxonomy places the organism in Eukaryota, Metazoa, Mollusca, Bivalvia, Ostreida, Ostreidae.